Messenger RNA from Rubroshorea leprosula, 934 nucleotides. NCBI's taxonomy places the organism in Eukaryota, Viridiplantae, Streptophyta, Magnoliopsida, Malvales, Dipterocarpaceae. The record is from the annotation of a GenBank genome assembly.
GUGGUCAAAGCAUACUUCAAGCAAUUUGAAAGAGAUUUCAUCCUGUUCUUGAAGUCUCGAGCUGAAGAAAUGAUCCCUGGUGGUCACAUGGUCAUAACAACGAUGGGCAGCAUCAAAAGUGAAGACCCUCUUAGCAUUUGGGAAUUUGUGGGAUUGAAACUCAAUGACAUGGUCUCUGAGGGCUUGAUUGAAGAGGCAAAAUUGGAUACCUUCAAUAUGCCAUACUACGCCCCUACUACAGAAGAAGUAAAGAAAGUGGUAGAAGCAGAAGGAUCUUUCACUUUGACGAGACUUGAAACUUUCAAUAUGGAUUGGGACAGUUACAUAAAAAAGGCUAAUAGCAGCCUUGGAAAGCAAGAAAGAGCAGUGAUAAUUGCCACUGACAUUAGAGCAGUUGGUGAAGCCAUUUUGGCAAGUCACUUUGGGAAAUCAAUCAUGGAUGAGUUGUUUAGAAGGUUCAAAGAUGAUGUUCUUGAUUACAUGGAGACAAAUAAAUGCCAAUUUAUCAAUGUUGUUGUCUCCUUGACAAAGAAUCACUGAACCUUCAUCAGUUAUAUGCCAUAAAAUAGUUACUCUACAUUUAUUGUUAUUGUCCUUGGCCAAUGCCUAUGAAUAUGUAAUGCAUGUUAAAUCUGUCUAGAAUGUGUAAAAGAAUCAGUACAAUCUAUGUGAGGGCUGUUAGAGUGGGGAUGUUGGUGGCCGGCAGGAUUGGUUUGACUGGCAUUUGUGGCAAAGCAAUGGGUUGCAGGUACUGGUGAUCGCUGUCUCUAUAAUUAAUAUAUGCCUAUGUUGUCUGAUCUGAAUAUAGUCUGAAAAGUUUUAUGAGUGGUGGAAGGAUACUUAUUGGGGUAAUUGUUUUGUAUUUUGAGAUUAAAUUGUGAUGUAAUGAUUGAAAUAUCCUUUGUACUUUGAAUAAUAAAAAUGUGGUUACUUG